UCUAUAGUCCUCUUGUGACCAUAAUACCCUCGAAUACUCCAAAACAGAGCUCCAAGGGACUCGAACGAGUCAGAGUCAUACAUUACUUCGGUACGUCGAUUUCCAGAGAAUAACGCCCCGGAGCCGAAGACUCAUUCCGCGUUGAUUUUAUAGUGCGCAAUUAGCUUCUCGUCCCUCUCAGAAAUUCUAAGCAAUUCCUAGUUUAGAAAAUGGCAAGUCCCCCAAGUCUUCUCCCCAGUCCGCGUUUUGAAACAUGCCUCACAUUUCUCCUAUUUUGUCUCAUUGCUUUGGACAAACUGACCAACUGGGUGUGUCUUCUCUCUGUUGGGUUUGUGGAAAGUUUCGGUCUUGGUUUCUGGGUUCUGCGGAACCGCUGUUUUUUUGGUUCAUGGGUUUGUGAGGUUUUCGGUGUUUCCGGGAUUGAGGUGAAAGCUUGGCAACUACAGUAUGGCUGCUGCUUUGGCUUCAAAAGGUGCUGAUUUUGAUGUCGAGAGUUACGAGGAUUUGAGCGCGGAGUUGGAGUAUCAAGGUCCUCCGGUGGGUUAUGAAAUCCCACAUGCGUUUCCGAUUGACAUUCACCGAAUCCCGACUGCUGCACCGGUUUCUUCACCCAUUGCGAAGUCCAGUCAGAGCAAGAAGGCCAGAGUCGAGUCUAAACUUGGGGAUGAAGUAAAGGCGGUUCUUGAUUCAGGUGAAGAGAAGGGUGUGCGUAGUGAAGUUGGGAGCUCUGGAGAAUUGGGUUGUGGAAAGUUGGAGGGUGAGGAUGGUGGAGAAGGUGAUUGGGGAUCAACAGAGUCUGGGUUGAGCUCAAGAAGUGUUUCAUCUGAGGUUUUCUCUGGCAGAGAGGAAGCUGGUGUGGAUGAGAUUGUUCCUCACCAUGUGAAAAGGCCAUCGACUGUGACUUUUCGCGAUCCGGAUUCGAAUGAUAUAGUUGUGCAGGAAGUGGAGUUCAAUGCCUCUGAUGGGGAUGAGAGUUUGCAAGUGAGGCCGAGGGUGGAGAGAAAUGGGAAGAAGGGGUUGUGCUAUCGAUGUGGGAAAGGGAACAAGUUCACUGAGAAGGAGGUGUGCAUUGUUUGUGGUGCAAAGUAUUGCUUUGAUUGUGUGCUGAAGGCAAUGGGGUCAAUGCCGGAAGGAAGGAAAUGUGUUACUUGCAUUCGGUUUGGGAUUGAUGAGUCGAGGCGAGAGAGUAUUGGCAAGUCUUCUAGGAUGCUCGGGCGGCUUCUGACUAAGGCGCAAGUGGAAGUGGUCAUGAAAGCUGAGAUAUCAUGCCAAGCAAAUCAACUGCCAUGCAAUCUUGUUUUCGUGAACGACGAGCCUCUUACACAAGAAGAGCUCGGUAGAUUGCAAGGUUGCAGAAACCCUCCAAAAAAUCUAAAACCAGGAAAUUAUUGGUAUGAUAAUGUAUCCGGUUUUUGGGGAAAGGUUGGGCAUAGGCCUUGCCAAGUUAUAAGCCCCCAGCUGGAUGUUGGGGGCCAUUUAAAGCAAAAUGCUUGUAAUGGGGACACAAAAAUAAUGAUAAACGGUCGAGUGAUCACCAAAUUAGAGGUCUUCAUGCUGCAGAUGGCAGGAGUGCCAUGUGAAGACAAAAUCAACUACUGGGUGAGUGCAGAUGGAUCCUAUCAGGAAGAGGGAUUGAAUAGGGUCAGAGGAAAGAUAUGGGACACAAAAAUGAAGCUGGUUCAUAAUAUCUUGUCUUUACCAAUUCAUACUCCUGCGGAAGAAGACAGAAACUUUAUUGAAGAGAAACUGCUCGACAAACUUGUUUUAGUUGGGUAUCAUAAAUCUGGCUCGAGCACUAUAUUUAAACAGGCAAAGUUUUUGUAUAAUGUUCCUUUUUCGGGAGAUGAGCGCCAAAAUAUUAAGUUCAUGAUCCAAAGCAGAUUGUACAGUUAUCUUGGUAUACUGCUUGAGGGGCGUGAAUGGUUUGAAGAAGAAAGUUUGGUUGAAAACAGAAAAGGAGAGCUUCAAGAUGAACCUGGUCCUUCAGGAAUUACAAGCCAGCUGGACAGUAAAACAACAUAUACCAUUGGCCCAAGACUGGAAUCUUUUGCAGAUUGGCUGCUAAAGAAUAUGAUAUCAGGUACUUUGGAAGCCAUAUUUCCUGCGGCUCCUCGUGAAUAUGCACCGUUUGUUGAGGAGUUGUGGAAUCAUCCAGCUAUUCAAGCCACAUACAACCGGAGGAAUGAAUUAAAAAUGCUACCCAUUCCAGCUGCAUAUUUUCUUAAUCGGGCUGUAGAAAUUUCAAGGACUGAUUAUGAGCCCUCAGACAUGGACAUCUUGUACGCAGAGGGAAUUACCUCGUCCAACAGCCUUAAUACCAUGGAAUUUUUAUUGACUAGAUCAUCUGAACGUAGCAAUCUGGACACUUUCUAUCAGCAUAAUCCUUUGCAAAGGUAUCAACUCAUUAGAGUGCAUAGCCUUGGAGGAAGUUGCAAGUUGCUGGAGAUGUUUGAAGAUGUUGAUAUGGUCAUAUUUUGUGUUGCUUUGACAGACUACGAUGAGUUUUGUGAAGAUGCUAGUGGGGUAUCCAUAAACAAGAUGAUGGCAAGUAAGCAGCUGUUUGAAAGCAUUGCAACUCAUCCGGCUUUUGAUCAGAAACACUUCCUUCUGAUACUCAACAAGCUUGAUCUGCUCGAAGAAAAGAUUGACCAAGUCCCUCUCACUCGAUGCGAAUGGUUUAAUGACUUCAAUCCAGCAACCAGUCAUAAUCCCAACAGUAGUAAUAAUAACAGUAAUAACCCUACACUGGCUCACCGAGCCUUUCAGUAUAUUGCAAUGAAGUUCAAAAGACUAUUUCAUACUCAAACAGAUAGAAAGUUGUUUGUUUCCCUAGUUACUGCAUUAGAGCCUGAUACUGUGGAUGAAGCUCUCAGAUAUGCUAGUGAGAUUCUAAGAUGUGAGGAAGAGGUAACCAGUUUAAUUAAUGAGUACUCUUCGGAGUACUCUUCGGAUGGUGAUGCCAGUUCUACAGCUUAAAUGUCUGAGCAAAACAAUGGCUUCUAAGCGAGGUCUUGCAUUCAUUACAGUUGUGCAAAUUGUUUAUAUUCAUACAUGUAUACAGAUAUAUAAAGAAGAAUGUAGAGGCCAGAUUCUUUUCUAUUUUCAAUUUUACUACCCUAAUUAUGUGGAUGC
Rosa rugosa (rugosa rose) is the source of this 3132-nucleotide messenger RNA. Its product is annotated as extra-large guanine nucleotide-binding protein 1-like. Gene Ontology annotation, cellular component: heterotrimeric G-protein complex. The transcript has 8 exons. The record is from RefSeq and is a predicted model, not a curated record. Gene Ontology annotation, biological process: adenylate cyclase-modulating G protein-coupled receptor signaling pathway. Lineage: Eukaryota; Viridiplantae; Streptophyta; Magnoliopsida; Rosales; Rosaceae. Gene Ontology annotation, molecular function: G protein-coupled receptor binding; GTPase activity; guanyl nucleotide binding. Bases 448 to 2976 code for a protein of 842 amino acids.